ACGAAGUUGAGUAUUGGAAAACGGCCCAGGAUUCUGUUGGAUAGGAACGCCCUCGUCUGUAGAUCCAUCGCAUCGUACAGUGCCACCCGCGCAGGGCGGCAAGGAACACACGACACCAAAACAGUCCAGGCAGUGCUCCAGUGCAACCCAGAUGGCGGGAUUACAAAAGGUGAACAGGUUUGAUAGUGACCAAUACAGUGUUGUUUCCGGACUAGCGCCUAACUGUCACUUGAAUGAACCCUCACCGUUACGUGAAGGCUAUGUGCGCUACGGUUACUGCGAUUAUAACACGAUCCAGCCUCUUCACGAGUCAUCCGAGAGGCGAUUACUGGUCUGGUCCACAGGCGACUUUGGUCUUAAGAGGAUUCGGAGGUCUCCCACGGAAUUAGUGGGACUCCACAUAUGGGAUAUUGCAGGCCAAGAUGCGUUCCGGCAUCUCACCAGGGUCUUUUAUCGCUCAGCCUCGGCGGCUGUGGUUAUGUUCGACCUGACCUCACGGAGGUCCUUCGAACACGUCAAGGAAUGGAAGCAAGAUUUAGACGCCAAGGUCGCUAUGCCCGACGGUAGUCCUGUUCCCUGCCUUCUUCUCGGUAAUAAGUCGGACCUAGACCAAUACGUUGUUACUGACGAAGAGAUUACACUGAUGUCCCAAGACCUGAAUUUCGUGGGCUGGAGUAAAAUAUCUGUCAAAGACUACGUUAACAUCGACCAACCAAUGCUAUUUCUCGUUGAUGUAAUUCUGGCUCGAUGUUACCCCACUUUCCAAGCACGAAGGAGGUCAGACCCGGAAGAAAUCGACGCACGCGAGUUUGCAGACAGUAUUGAAUUGUCGCCAAGAAAAGAGGACCGGAAAACCUCGACUUCGUGCUUUUGUUUCUAUUAGUUUCAUUCAGGAGAAAUGUUUCGAUUCCGGCUGCAGGUGAGAGAGGACGCAGGAAAGAGCUUCAACUGUCACACGACGAGACUGGCAUAAAGUGAGAUCUUAAAGAUUAGAAAGCAGUGUCUUUGGCCGUUUUGAGUCUCUGGAAAGAGAUCAGGUCAAGUUACAUGUUUUUGCCGUCCGUCGCAUGGAAAACCUGCAUUUAUGGCAAAGUAACUCAAAUAAACCGAUUUCUAAUUGCAGGCAAAUUUCAACAGCAAGCUAAAGGAAGCGGCCCCCAAAAUAAAAUGGUUGCAAAAGGUUGAAACUUUUCAUUCAAUUUGCCCCAUUAAUGUUCAUCCAUCAGCACUUGUUGAAAAGGAAAGCGAAGGAUAUACAUUGUACACCAUGGGUCCUAAGGGAAACUUGUGUCAUAAUAGAGAGCAUUUUAUAAAUGAAAGCACAAAGCAAGACCAUCGCAAACAACAUAACUAAACAAAAACAAAAAAAAAACUUAAAAUCACUUUUAUUUUGCAAAAUGUAUAUGACUACAUCAAGAAAACCUCACUGAUCUGUGAGUUUAUUGGUUUUGACAAAGUAGAUUUUUUUUUAUCAAGCUCAUGGGUAGGGUAUAUAGUUAUAGUUUCUAUAUUGGAACGAAAGAGGGCGCUUUGCAACCCUUCAAUGACUUCCCUUUGAACUUGAAUCACUCAUGUGGGCCAACCGAUGCCAGGCUUCAUCAAAUCUAGUGACAAAGUACUGAUAACGUCGUUACAUGAAAUUUUCAUGGCCUUUGGGAGAAGCAAAGAUACAUUUGAGGGGCUGUUUUACACCCGUGUUUGAUAGGAAAUGAAAUCGUCCUUUCAAAGUUUCUUUUUUGAAUAAGACAUGUAGGAUAAAGAGCGUAUGACCCCGGCCUGUGGUCAUCCCCUCUCCAUCCGCUAAUGAGCGCUGGUUGCAAGAAGGAAAGUCACUCCCCUCCAUUGUGUGGGUAGAGAUUCCAGAGGUGGGGGAUAUAUCCCCCACUUUUUGACCUUGGGAUUACCAGUAUAAUCAUCUCCCACUUUUCAAGUCACUGACUAUGCAUAUCAACGACUACACACUUGCCGGCGUCACGAUCUCACCUAAGAUGAAGGCCACAGCGAGCUUUUAGCAAUCAUCCCCCAACAUGAAAGAAGAAGCCUCCGCUCAUGCUGUAUUGUAAAAUCGACCCACGAACAACUCCAGUUUGGCCCAAUACCUAUAAUAAAUGCCACUGAAGGAGUAAACCAAGCGUAUUAAAACUUUACAUCAGAGCGACGUAAAUUUUGACAGUCAAAACUCAAUUAUGAACCCCCGCUCACGGAAUUGUGCAGCACCACAGCAAUGUACUGUUCACAACACAUGCAAAUGUCACGUGGAAAUGUUUUUAUUGGAAGGUUUUUGCCCUUCACGCACGUGUGCAAAGGAACUGCAGCACAGUCUGGCAUCCGGAAUGGAACAGUCUGGGAUCCGGAUGGAACAGCAUGUAUGUUGUUUCCCGGGGAGUAUCGAGCCUCCAGCUCCAUUAUAGUCCCUUUGUCUUCAGGAUUGAAAACCCAUCGAAAUGCAGGCAUAACAACCUGGCGAAGGUUAUAGGAAUUUUUCACGAGGGUUCAUCCUGCAUGUAGAAAAAAAUGCUGUUUGCUCCAAUAAAGAAAAACGCAAACACCGCUUUACUUGUAGAAAGUAUACAAUUAUGAAUUGAUGCAUGGUAACACUCAUGUUCAUGAUCUGUUUGUGAUCUUUUCAUCAGGUAGAUAGUAUCACACAUCUUUUUGGGCAUUUUAUACAGUAAAGAUAACAUAAAAUAAGCAUCCACUUAUAAGCUUAGACCGACUUCUCCUCCCCUUUUGCAAGAGGGGGUGUCAGUCUCAUACUCGACUCCUGGGUUUUGGGGGUCGUUCCUACACUGGGCCUCAGUCUUGUUCCAAUCUCAGCAGUAGCCUUGGCACCUUGAGCUUCCAGAGGCUGGAUUCAGUUUGUUAAACGCCCUGAAACUGAACAUUUUGAUUAUAAAUCAAACCAAGUCUACAACCACCAAUAAUCCACGUAUCAGAAUUAUAGGCUUUUUCUUUGGAAUCGGUUCCUGCUAUUAUACUUUCAGGAAGCAAGUACAUAGACACGUCUGAUAUCAUAUUACAAGGCAUAUACCAACCAACUUAUACUGCUUAUUUUAUAUGCGUGUACUUUUCUUUGUCUGACUAGAAGCCUUAUUUCCAUUGCUCUGUCAAGGCUCUUGACAGGUAUACACGUACAUGUGCCUUCCUGUUCACGGAAUCCGGUUUUAAAAAGCGUUGUCAACAAACGCCUUCCUGUUGGGACCAGUUCAUAUAUGUUAGGGUGCGAUAACCUUUGAAGUUAUCCAAACUGUACAAUUAUUUCUUAAGUCUGAGCGCGGUGAUGGGCGACAUCACUGAAAGUACAGGGGUGUUUUGAUAACCUCACAAAACAACAUCCAGGGGCAGCCCCCACGCUCAGCAACCGUCGAACUCCUCUGAGCCACUGCACUUCAUGGUGCAUAAAACGACACAAGAAAGGGUUUAUCUACAAUGGUUAAAUGUUAAUCUGAUGAAAUUUUCAGCUCUUAAGA
Molecule: messenger RNA, 3470 nt
Organism: Acanthaster planci (crown-of-thorns starfish)
Lineage: Eukaryota; Metazoa; Echinodermata; Asteroidea; Valvatida; Acanthasteridae
Product: ras-related protein Rab-29-like
Biological process (GO): phagosome-lysosome fusion; endosome to lysosome transport
Cellular component (GO): late endosome; phagocytic vesicle; lysosome
Molecular function (GO): GTP binding; GTPase activity
Source: RefSeq, a predicted model, not a curated record